Melopsittacus undulatus (budgerigar) is the source of this 2960-nucleotide messenger RNA. It is a transcript of the gene WDFY1, whose product is annotated as WD repeat and FYVE domain containing 1. Lineage: Eukaryota; Metazoa; Chordata; Aves; Psittaciformes; Psittaculidae. The record is from RefSeq and is a predicted model, not a curated record. The transcript has 12 exons. Gene Ontology annotation, biological process: positive regulation of toll-like receptor 3 signaling pathway; positive regulation of toll-like receptor 4 signaling pathway. The coding region runs from base 103 to 1335 and encodes 410 amino acids. Gene Ontology annotation, molecular function: metal ion binding; protein binding. Gene Ontology annotation, cellular component: early endosome.
AUCUCGGCACGGCGGGCGGCGCCGCUACACGCAACGUUACGGCGGCCGGCGGGCUUUCCCUGCGCCGUCAGCUGAUGGGCGCCGGGUCGGGCCGGCGGCAACAUGGCGGCGGAGAUCCAUUCGAGGCCUCAGAGCAGCCGGCCUGUUCUCCUCAGUAAGGUCGAGGGGCAUCAGGACGUGGUGAGCGCCGCGCUCCUCAUCCCCAAGGAGGACGGGGUUAUCACGGCUAGCGAGGACAGAACAAUACGAGUAUGGCUGAAGAGAGACAGUGGACAAUACUGGCCCAGUAUCUAUCACACCAUGUCAUCACCAUGUUCAGCCAUGACUUACCAUCAUGACAGCAGAAGAAUAUUUGUAGGCCAGGAUAAUGGAGCUAUCAUGGAAUUUCAUAUUUCAGAAGACUUUAAUAAGAUGAACUUUGUGAAGACUUAUCCAGCUCAUCAGAAUCGAGUGUCUGCUAUUACUUUUUGCUUGGCAUCAGAGUGGGUUAUCAGCACCGGUCAUGACAAGUGUAUCAGCUGGAUGUGUACCAGGAGUGGGAGUAUGUUGGGAAGGCAUUAUUUCACCUCUUGGGCUUCAUGUCUACAAUAUGAUCAUGAAACUCGACAUGCAUUCGUUGGUGAUUAUUCUGGACAGAUCACUCUCCUGAAGCUUGAGCAGAAUACAUGCUCAGUUAUCACAACACUCAAAGGACAUGAAGGAAGUAUUACUUCCCUGUGGUGGGAUCCAGCUCAACGACUGCUCUUCUCAGGUGCCUCUGAUCACAGCAUUAUCAUGUGGGAUAUUGGUGGAAGGAAGGGUCGAACACUGCUGCUUCAGGGCCAUCAUGACAAGGUGCAGGCUAUCUGUUACAUACAGCUGACACGACAGCUGGUAUCUUGUUCAGCUGAUGGGGGAAUUGCUGUUUGGAACAUGGAUAUCAGCCGAGAAGAGGCUCCUCAAUGGCUAGAAAGUGAUUCCUGCCAGAAAUGUGAACAACCUUUCUUCUGGAAUAUAAAGCAAAUGUGGGACACAAAGACAUUAGGGUUGAGACAGCAUCAUUGCAGAAAAUGUGGGCAAGCAGUGUGUGGGAAGUGCAGUAGCAAACGAUCAAGUUACCCAAUCAUGGGAUUUGAGUUCCAGGUCCGUGUCUGUGAUUCCUGUUUUGAGUCAAUCAAGGAUGAAGACCGUACUUCCUUGGCAACCUUUCAUGAAGGAAAACACAACAUUUCACACAUGUCUAUGGACAUCUCCAGAGGGCUAAUGGUGACUUGUGGAAGUGACCGGAUUGUGAAGAUCUGGGACAUGACGCCAGUAGUUGGUUGCAGCCUUGCAACUGGCUUCUCUUCACGCUGAUCUCAUACAUGACAGGUUUAUGCACCUUAUAUACAGCAAUAUGCACCGAACGGAUGGAAUUCUUCUUACAAUUAUUACCGCAAACACUGGCCGCUUGAUUCUUCUCCUGCUGCUGUUCCAGGAUGGACAGUGACCUUUGUAGAGCACAGCUUUUCUGUUGGGCUCACCAGGAAUCUCCUUGGUGCGGAAGUGCAGUUUUGCAACCUCUUGGACUAACUUAAAAUGGCUACUGGCAAUAUGACCCCUUGAUGAAAGGACCUGUUGUUUCUCAGUUUACAUAUAUAAUGUUAACAGUGUGCUAUCUCUGCUGAUAAAUCUUGUACAGAUACCUUAUAGCUAAACCAUUAUCUGAGUAAAACCAGUGUAGUAAAUGCAAUUUGUGCAAAUAGUAAAAUAACUUAUUCUCUCUUCCAAAAAGUAGCUCUGUAGAAAUACGUUUGAGCAGUCACUGUCCAAACUGCCUCAAAAAGGUAUGAUGGUUAUUCCUAUGGAAGGAGAAAAAACUUCAAAGUGGCACAUAACUUCUUUCAGAUGAGAUAGUUGGAGAACCUUUGAUCACACAAGAUUUCCUUUAUUGGCUUUCUUGUAGUGUUUGUCUUCAAGUUCAUUUACUAGUGAAAUCACUUUUGUGGGUCAGCUGUUUUAUUUAGGUAGCUGGUGAGGCUUUGAACAAUUCUAGGCUCUUUAGGUAGUGUUUUAGCAUAGCUAAUAAACUUCUCUCAUUCUUAUGAAAACAUGCAGCCCAGCUACUCUACUCUAAAGACAGGCUGUAGCUAUGAGCCAUAUAAUUUGACAACUCUAUAAUGGUGUUAGAAUGGGAAGUCAAGCAAAUCUGCCUUGUCAGAUACAGUGGCUAAGAAAAUAUGGCCAGCUAAAUUUAGAGACUUUUUUCCCAUGGAAAGGCUGAUGUUUCUUUAAUGGUAGGGAACCUGUCUCUGCUGAAGUGUGGCAUAAAUUCAGAUGCUACCUUGAUGUUGCUCAAAAUGGAUAAAUACAGAGCAAUAAUUACUGAGGUACAGAACAACUGUUUUUUUUCCCCUGCACUUAAGUGUGUUGAUCCCAAAAUACUGUUGAGUGUUUCCUGUUUGAAAGCAGAGAAGUAUAAAGAAGAACUGGGAGGGUUUUGUGACUGCAGUUGGCACAUACAGGAAAUAAGUAUUGAGAUAUUGUCAAUAAAUUGAUGUGUCAGCCAUGUGAAUUUCCUACAUUUGAACACUGCAAGAAUUUACUUUGAAGCUUCUGAAACUGAGUCACAGUGUUAAGCUUGGAGCUGUUUAGAUUUCUCUGAAGACAGAAGCAUAUGUGUGAGGACAAAAAUUGUGGGUAGGUCAGCUGGCCUGGAAUAUGUGGUGUUGCACAGCUGUCAAAGGUAAUAGGCUCUUUCUGGCAGAGGGCUUAAAGGUUAGAUUGUCGUUAUUUACAGUAACAAUCAAGUGGUGCUAUGAGUGUUGGUGAAUUCAAGUCCUAGGUGUGUAACUUGACACUAAUAACCUGCACCGGACCAUGCUGUAGGCUGAAAUUGAUGAAGAUCAUGGUAUUGUUAAUAUGUCAUGAUUCACUUACAUUUUAAGCCAAAAAGCUGAUAGUCUUCAAAGGGCAUUAAAAUCUAGAAUGUGUUACCAUUA